Molecule: messenger RNA, 440 nt
Organism: Meloidogyne enterolobii
Lineage: Eukaryota; Metazoa; Nematoda; Chromadorea; Rhabditida; Meloidogynidae
Source: the annotation of a GenBank genome assembly
AAUUGCUUUUGGACGCAAAAAAUUUGGCAAAAGUGGGCGGAGAUGAGGAAAAAAGACAACAACAGAUUGACACUGAAAAAACAACACUUUUUGGUGGAUAAAAUAAAAUGAAUUGACCUUAAAAAUUGGACUUUUUAUUUCUUCCAAAAAUGCCAAAAGACUUGUAUAUGUGUCAACUUUGCGCGAAUCAUGGUCAGUACAAUCAGCCAAAGAAGGGGCACAAGCAAAAAUGUCCAAAUCGUGACUGCAUGUGUUCACUCUGUUCGUUGAACAUGAAGAGACGUUUUCUGGACAGAAUUGAACGGCAAAUACGCAAGGAAAAUGACAAUGAACUUCAAAAUCCUGAAAAUGUUGAGAAAUGUAUCAAUAAUGAAGCUUUGGACAAGGUGUCUACUUCGAGUAGGUUUAAAAAAUUUUUUAAAAUUUUAAUUAAAAAGUGA